UGCUACCUUUAUUCCCUCUGAAUAGUUUACAAAACCUCACUAAUCAUUUCGAACUUAAACAUCUUGUUAUGCUUUGUUAGAGCUACUUGAAUAGCGUAAAAUCGUGAUUUUGAACCGGAUUUGGUACAGGCGAUCGAAGCGAAACAUGUCGGAAGAAGAUGUUUUGAACAUUCAGCUAUUUUUUACUGGCUUCCAGCCUAUAUUCUUGUAUGUUUGAGGUGCGGUAGCAUUCUGCUUUGUUAGUUGAACGCAAUGGCAAUAAUCACACUUAAAACGUAAAGAAAAACUCGUUGCGUUGCUAACCAAGUUUAUAAUUUAGAAGAUCGCGAUCGUGAUUGUUCGUCACGUCGAAACAAGUGAUCUUAUGCAAUUGAAGAGGCGUUUUGGCGCUAUGCUUUUGUUACUAUGCCCGGUGCUAUGCCCUGGUAAUUUACCGUAGGUGUCCGACGAGUCCCAGUCGAAGGAUUUUAAACAUACAUUAAUAUUUUGGCCUUCUUGAAAGGGGUUGUUUGUUUAAUAAGUAGAUGCAUCACAUGCCACCGACGAUCUUUUUAUAAACUAUUCCACAGACAGCUACAACUCCACAAAUGCACUAGGUGGAUCGAUGAAAUCGUUUUCAGUUUUCGAGCGAGCCGUGUGCUUGACGGGCAGAUGACGAUCGCAGUGCUGAGAGAAACAAAAGUGGAAAGAGAAGCAUUGGGAACAACAGUACGAUGAAACAAAAACCGGUACGCGGGUUGAGGGCUCUGAUCCGCAUUGAUAUAGCAAUUUGUAGCCGGUUUUACGAGAGCAAACCUUUUCGCUUUUGAGAAAUGGUUGGUGGUUUUUCAGGUAGGCUUUCUCGUAUGCAAACACGGUGGUACCAUCAAUUGUCGAUUGUUCGCGUAGCUGUACGGACGCAACAGCAAAUCGUGCUUUCAUUAGUAGAACAAUCCAGUACGAGUGAGUUACAACUAUUGUGUAGUGUACUUUCAAGGGUUGACCAAAACAACCAGUGCAAUGAUACUGGCUACUUCAAAUCUCGUGCUCUCUGUGAUCACUGUUGGAGCGUUGUUGAUUCUGCCCGAUGUCUUUGGUGUGAAGCUGAAGGAAAAAUUUAAGUGGCGUGAAGUUUCGUUCGCUUGGCCCUCAGAAGAUGCUAAGGUGGCUGCCUUGAAUUCCGGCAAAUACAUCGUUCACAACAAUCUACCUCUGGGUUUAGAACGAUGGCGUGACAAACUGUUUAUUACUGUCCCAAGGUGGAAGACGGGUGUAGCCGCUUCGCUGACAUAUGUUAACAUUUCCGACGGGAUAAGCCCUGAUUUGCGCCCUUAUCCAGGGUGGACUGAAAAUGAACUCCCAACAGAGCGUAAUGAUGGUCCAGAUCCAGCAUCCAAUUUUUUGAAAAAUAACGCCACAAUUAUAUCAACAUUCCGUGUCCGCGCCGAUGAGUGCGACCGUCUUUGGGUCAUGGAUACCGGACUUGCAGACAUUCUUGGUGAUGCUGUUCAAUAUGCUCCUCCGUCAAUUGUGCUUUUUGACUUGUACACAGAUAAACUCAUUCGACGACAUUUCUUCAACAGCACACUGCUCAAAGAGGACUCAUUCUUUGCCAAUGUUAUUGUCGAUACCGAGCGUGGAGAUUGCGAUAAUGCGCAUGCCUAUAUUCCUGACUUGGGAAGCUACGCAGUAAUCGUGUACUCUUUGGCAGAAGAUCGAUCGUGGCGAGUAAAGCACAACUUCUUCCAUUUUGAUCCUCUCGCGGGCGAUUACAACAUCGGUGGUGUUAAUUUUCAAUGGACUGAUGGUGUUUUCGGUAUGGCUGUCGGAAAACGCUUGCAGGACGGAACGAGGCCCAUCUAUUUCCACGCAUUUUCAAGUACCAAGGAAUUUAUGGUAUCAAACAUGGUACUGCAUAAUGAAUCAUAUGCGCAGAGCCCACAAGCAUACUACGACUAUAAACUGUUGGGUGAUCGUGGACCAAACUCGCAAUCAUCCGCAGAGUUUUAUGAUUCGGAAACGGGUGUAAUUUUUUACACGCAAGUCAACAAAGAUGGUGUGGGAUGCUGGAAUACGAUAAUGCCACUGAAUGCAGAUACUCAAGGGUUAGUGGAUUCCGACAGUGACGCGUUAGUAUUUCCGAACGAUUUAAAAGUAGACAACGAAGGGACAUUGUGGGUACUCUCUGAUCGCUUGCCUAUGUUUAUUUUUACCAGUUUAGACGCAGAACAGUACAAUUAUCGUAUUUUAGUAGGAGAAACGCGAGAAAUUAUUAAGGGUACACCGUGCGAUAAGUAAGACUAUUUCCUCUGGGUAUUUUCGUCACGAAAAGAACCAUUAACCAUUCAAACUUUCCUUUGACUAAUGCAUUCGUUGAUUUCAAAAUAAAUAUUUGUGAACAAAGA
This is a messenger RNA of Anopheles merus, 2384 nucleotides long. Its product is annotated as L-dopachrome tautomerase yellow-f2-like. Gene Ontology annotation, cellular component: extracellular region. NCBI's taxonomy places the organism in Eukaryota, Metazoa, Arthropoda, Insecta, Diptera, Culicidae. The transcript has 4 exons. The record is from RefSeq and is a predicted model, not a curated record. Bases 1000 to 2277 code for a protein of 425 amino acids.